AUGAAAAUGCCGCCCCCAAUGCGUCACCGCUCCAUGAGAGUCUUCAUGAAUGACGACCGCCAUGUGAUGGCCAAACACUCAGCCAUCUACCCCACUCAAGAGGAACUGGAGGGGGUCCAGAACAUGAUCUCUCACACAGAACGGAGCCUCAAAGCAGUGUCCGACUGGCUGGACAAAGAGGAGAAAUGUUCAACUGAUGGAACAGAACCUGAGAAAGAAAGUGACCCCAAAGAACAGAUGUCUCGCUCUCUGCGAGGCGUCAUGCGGGUGGGGCUGGUGGCAAAAGGGUUGCUUCUUAAGGGAGACCUCGACCUGGAGCUCGUGCUGCUUUGUAAAGAAAAACCCACUACAUCUCUGCUAAAAAAAGUUUCUGAUAAUCUUGUUAAUCAACUGAAGCUGAUUACAGAAGAUAAGUAUGUGGUGAGCCCUCAGAUCCACGAGGCCAGUAUUGUGAUUAAGAACACAAAGGAUCUGCCCCUGACCCUCACCAUUCACCUGACCUCUCCGGUGGUGCGUGAGGAGAUGGAGCGAGCUGUCGCAGGAGAAACGCUUUCAGUCAACGAUCCUCCGGAUGUUCUGGACAGGCACAAAUGCCUGGCUGCCUUGGCUUCUCUUCGCCACGCUAAGUGGUUCCAGGCACGGGCCAAUGGGCUUCGCUCGUGUGUCAUCGUCAUCCGUAUCCUGAGGGACCUGUGUUCCCGCGUCCCCACGUGGGCUCCUCUGCGUGGAUGGCCACUGGAGUUGAUUUGCGAGAAAGCCAUUGGCACUGGGAACCGGCCGAUGGGUGCAGGUGAAGCGCUACGCAGAGUUCUGGAGUGCCUCGCCUCAGGAAUCCUUAUGGCAGAUUGUGCUGGAAUCUCCGAUCCAUGCGAGAAGGAGCCGACUGAUGCCAUUGCUCACUUGGACCAUCAGCAGAGAGAAGACAUCACACAGAGUGCUCAACAUGCCUUAAGGUUGUCUGCUUUCGGACAGCUGCACAAAGUGCUUGGGAUGGACCCUCUCCCCUCUAAAAUGCCUAAGAAACCACGAACGGACACUCCUAUAGAUUACACUGUUCAAAUCCCACCCAGUCAUAUUGAUACCCACCAAUACACUCCUCCAAUGAAAAGGCCCAUAGAGGAAGAAGAUGGAACUGAUGACAAAAGCCCAAAUAAAAAGAAGAAGAAACUUCAAAAGAAAUCCCCUGAGGAAAAGACUGAGCCCCCUCAGGCCAUGAAUGCUCUAAUGAGGCUGAACCAGCUGAAGCCGGGCCUGUUGUACAAACUGGUGUCUCAGACUGGGCCAGUGCAUGUUCCCGUCUUCACUAUGGCCGUGGAGGUAGAGGGUCAGACCUUUGAGGCUUCCGGACCGUCCAAACGUACUGCCAAGCUCCAUGUAGCUGUCAAGGUCCUACAGGAUAUGGGCCUUCCCACUGGUGUGGAUCUGAAGACUGCUGAGCAGGUGAAAUCUGAAGAGAAUGAAGUCUCUGUAGAUGAUGUGAAGCCUGAGUUACACUCCAUAGAAACUUCAGCAGGCACAGGAGCCGCCAACACAGAAUCAACUGAUGCUGCAGAGGCUGCACGCCAACAGGGACCAAUUUUGACCAAACACGGGAAGAAUCCAGUGAUGGAGCUGAACGAGAAGCGGCGUGGCCUGAAGUACGAGCUAAUCUCUGAGACUGGAGGCAGCCAUGACAAACGCUUUGUUAUGGAGGUGGAGAUCGAUGGGCAGAAGUUCCAGGGAACGGGCUCCAACAAGAAGGUGGCAAAGGCUUACGCUGCCCUAGCCGCUCUGGAGCAGCUCUUUCCUGAGGGAUCCUUUGUCGACGCUACGAAAAAGAAAAAGGGGCCUCCCAUGCACACAGGCUUUGGCAUGAUGGGAGCAGAUGGUGUCAUGCCCAGAGGAAGAGGAAGGGGUCGUGGAAGAGGACGCGGGUUCAACAAUGGAGGAGGCUAUGGACAAGGAGGUGGCUUCGGAAGCUACGGUUACGGGAACAAUUCUACCCCUGGAUACAGUGACUUUGUCUCAGACUAUUACUACAACAAUGGCGGUACAAAUGGAGGGAAUGGCUCUAUGAGCAGUCCCUCAAGUGGACCAGCUCCCAGCACCUCUCCUGCCUCUGCUCCGAGCUCCUACAGCUCUUACUACUCUCAGGGAAGCUACACUGCCCCCGCUGCUAACAAGAUGCCACCAAAAAAGAAGCCUCCAAUGCACAAAAGUGGAAAGGCUCCCUAUCAGAGCGCCAACACCAGCAGUGGCCCCUCACUGGGAUACCAGUCCAAUACUGCCUCUGGUCAGACCUAUAGCCAGUACAGCCAGGGCUACGGGCUGGGAAAGAAGAACUUCAACCAGAGUCAAGGAAGCACAGGUGGAUACUCGUACAGCACUGCUUAUCCAAGUCAAGUGACGGGAGGCACUGGGAGCAGCCAGGACUACACUUAUGAAGGCUUCAACAAUCAGUCCAGUUACAACUCUCAAGGAGGAGGUGGGGGGAGCAACCAGAGCUUCAACAGUCACUCCCAGUACCAUAACCAGUCAAGCUACGGUCGCGGAGAGAGCAACAUGAACUAUCAGUACAGAUAG
This is a messenger RNA of Knipowitschia caucasica, 2562 nucleotides long. Lineage: Eukaryota; Metazoa; Chordata; Actinopteri; Gobiiformes; Gobiidae. The record is from the annotation of a GenBank genome assembly.